AUGUCGUCGGGUACUGUUCACUUCCCCGCCAUUCUUGUAACCGUCACCUGUAAUCCGCGCAGGUGUGUCCGCACCCCCCUGAGUGGACGAGAAAGAAAGGAUUUGUCGGAGCAACCCCCCAGGUUCCAGACCCAGGAGUCAACUUUCCCGUAUGAGCAUUCGAUAGGUCGUCUGAGGGUUCGCCGCGGUUCAUUGCUGUGCUUACACACUAGGCUACCCUUCUCCGAAAGCUCCGCGGGACCACCUAUCACUAGUCUUCGGCCGGAGGGGUUUAUUGCACAAACGCCGGGAUGCAGGCUCCCGAAGAGGGAAGCCCAACGAAUGUCAGAUGCAAAGCCCCGCACCUCAUUAAGAUCAUAUUGGCAUACUCUCCCAAAAAAAAAAGAGCAGACCCCAUUGAAGACGAGAGUGAGGUACAACAAGGCCAUUUCUGUCCACCGCCCUUCUCACGGAACCGUACGUGGACGUUACCGCUCAUACAGCUCCCAGCCAGCAAGAGUUAGCCUUCCUCUACAAGGAAUGGAAGUGUGGAUGAAUCGCAUCAAGAAUUCGCUUUUUCUUUUCAGAAAGAACAUGAUGGAUCAGGACGAGAAUGAAUCCGGGAAUCCAGGACAUACUCAUCCUGGAGCUUCUGCUCUCCUCUGGGGAGGGGUUUUUUUAGAUAUAAAGGUGAGUCGAGGGUAGCCUCCCGCUUGACCGAUUUC
This is a messenger RNA of Rhodamnia argentea, 704 nucleotides long. RefSeq lists its product as uncharacterized. NCBI's taxonomy places the organism in Eukaryota, Viridiplantae, Streptophyta, Magnoliopsida, Myrtales, Myrtaceae. The record is from RefSeq and is a predicted model, not a curated record.